GAGACCAGAGCAAGAAGAAACGCGAGAAACGAGAGAGGUUAGCCAUGUCCUGAGGAGCAGAGAGGACCGGAAGGAAAAGGGCAUGCCGCGGGUGUGAAAAUGGAGAGGAACAGAGGAAAAACUUCCGACCUCGGCGAAGAUGCUACCGAGUAGGAGAGGGGGGUGCGUAGCCUUUCUUCUCUCACCAUGGAAGCCCCAGAAGAAGACCUGCUCGACCUCUUAGCUGCGUUCGAUUCUCUGCCCGAGAACUCAGACGCAGAACGCGAUGGACAGCGAAGUUCUUCGGCCUCGCAAGCCACUGAACGAGGAGACACCAGUCAUGAGGAACGGUGCGCAGGAGACAGGGGUGAAGCGUCGGGAGCAGACGGGGAAGAGCGAGAACACAGGGAACAGAGAGAAGAAGGAGGUCGAGAACACCGAGAGACAGGUGCAGAGCGAAGCUCGGCUUCGCGUUCCACCUCGAGGGCGGAGCUCGUAACGUCUCGACUGCCUACAGGGCAUGCGCCUGCGAUGCUUCCGUCUGGUCCUCUUGAAGAGCGAGAAAGACCGCAAUCAGGCGCGGGAGAGACACCCGCUUCGGCCCUCUCUGACAGGACUCUGUGGAACGACGCGACGGCGUCUGCACACCCCAACGCCAGAGGAGGAGGAGACCUCGCGGAGAGGCGAGGAGAAACGCUUUUUCGCGGAGCCGCAGAGAGAGGUCAGUGGGAGACUCGGCGAACUGGGGCAACUUUAACACAGUGCUUCGACAGAGAAGGAGAGCAGAGAAAUCGGAGUGAAGGCGGAGAACGCGUGAACGAUCCUUUUGCGUUGGACGACGGUCUCGCCGAAUUCUUCGAUGCCACUCUCCCGGCGACGCGAGUCGAAAGAUGGGCAGACUUUCUGGCUCAGAGAUCAGAGAGACAGAGGGAAGCUGCAUGCGUUGCGCAGUCUCCUCUCGCUGCCCGGCAGACUCCAGGAUCGCCUUCUGUGUCGCUGGCGUCUGCUAGAAGCAAUUUUACUCUCUCUCGAGGACCUCCCAUCUCUCCGCCCCUACGAAACACUCGAGCUGCUUCUACCUCGAACCGAGUCGCUUCCGCUCUCUCGUCUUCUCUGUCGUCUCCUAUCCCUGCUUCUUCGGCCGGCUGUGCGGCGUCUGCGCCUUGCUCUUUGGAGUUCUCUCGAAGAGAAGAGGGAGACACUGGCGAGGAAGUCACUCAGAGUCGAGAGCGCAAUCGGGACAUACAACCCAGCGGAGCCGUCGCGGCGACGGCGCCUCUCCCUGGGGUGUACAGACACCCCCCAGGCGAGACAGGACUGGCCACCACCCGCUUGCGACACCGGCCUCUCUCGUUAGCAGAUUACUUUUCGCGAGGCCAGCAGCCAAGGCGGAGGUGCCUGGGCGCUUCGGCUGACGCGGAAGGCUCGACUGAAGGUCGCGAGGAAUCGACUCCAGCUUCGUCGCUGUCUUGUUCGAGAAAUCCUCUUUCUUCUUCUUCUCUCCCGUCUCUCUCUUCUUCUCUUUCCUCUUCUCUUUCUGGUUCUUCUCUUGCUUCUCCCUCGCUUUCUUCUUCUUCUCUUCCUUCUAUUUCUUCUCUCUCAUCUCCUUCUGCGGCGUCUUCGUCCUAUGGAACAGAAGGGGCGCAGGGGACAAGGGGACGGCCUGGUUCUCUGAACCAGCACAGAAUUUAUUCUCCUGUCUCUGCUUUCCCUCCCCCUAUAUCCCCUCCUUCGCCUCUUCGUCCGCCCUCUUCUUGCUCCUCUUCUUCCUCUUCUUCCUCCGCUUCUUCUUCUUCCUCUUCUCCUUCGUCCUCUGCUCCUUCCUCUUCUUCUUCCUCUUCUCCUUCUUCAUCUGCUCCUUCCUCUGCUCCUUCCUCUUCUCCGUCUUCCUCUUCUUCUUCGGCUUCCGUCUCGGCGGCUGCUUCCGAAGAAGGCUCAUCUCGGCGGCCGCCUUCGAGAGUUCCUCCACCACCUGGCGCGGGAGGCGGAGCUGCUCCUCCGAAGAAGCGACAGACUGCCUUGCGGUGGGCGCCGCUGCCUGGGCCAAGACAACUCGGAGGCGCCAGUUUCUUCUUCGGGCAGGAACAGGAGUGCCCUGUCUGUCUCGCCGAAUUCGGAGCUGUCGCGGAGCUCGCGUCUGUCGACGACUGUCGACAUGCGUUCUGUCUCGCAUGCAUAUCGAAGUGGGUGCGCCAGAGUCGCUCUUGUCCUCUCUGUCGAGGCCCGACGACGACAGUCUCUCUCUGGAAGGCGCGGGCGCAUGCAAAGCCGGACGAGCGAGAAAAAGUUGAAGGCAGCGAAGGAAAAGAAGAACCUCUCGCGCUUCGAGCGUUUGCCUACGCGCGUCGUCUGCAGCCAGACCGAAACAACGUUCUCAAACCUGUUCCUCUGGGCACCAAAAGCUCGAGAAACUCGAACCACACCCGAGGUGUAAGACGCAUGCAGCCUCGACGCGCGAAGGCCUCUCCAGUCACUCGGCCGACAGCGAGGCCUCUUCGCCCUGCUUCUUCUUCAGCCUCCGACUUGAGAGAAGAAAUACAGUUGGAUGCACAGAACAGGCAACCAGACGUCGCAGACACACAUGAAAUCGAGGUCCUGGAGAGUGUUGAAACCACGCAAGCUUAAAACCAACUCUAAUGUACCGCGUAACAAACCAUUUCAUUGUGGUCUUCAAAAGAGAGCCAUACACAUAUAUAUAUAUAUAUAUAUGUAUAUUGUACGUGUAGGUGUUCAUGUCUAUGAUAGACACAGACAGUGACGUACACAAUAUAUAUAUAUAUAUAUAUGUACGCAUAGAUAUAAGGGAGAUCUGAGCAUGCAUGUUUGGGUUUGUGUUUCAGUAUUGGUAUCAGCAUUUGCUUUUAUAUAGUUAUAUCGUGCAUAUUUUUCUUUAUCAUUUUUGCAGUUUUAAUAUACUUGCGUAGGCAGCUCUUUGGAAUCCGUGAGCGUUUUUUGUGCGUGUCUACAGUGAGUCGCGCCUGUUUUGACUUCGAAAUGUUGCAUGCAUUGGGGAUUUUGGUGGUGUCAUUUCUCGCUCCUAGUGCGAAGCCGCGACAGGCACGCACUGGAAGAAAAACGUUUUGCAUGCGACAUGCAAGAACAAUCCGAACUGCUCAAGGAAACUUCUGUCGCGCGCUGCGGUGCAAGUGCGGGAAGAUGAAAAGGCGCCGAAUCGCCGACUGUCGCUUGGUGGCUCUGAGAACCAUC
This is a messenger RNA of Toxoplasma gondii ME49, 3186 nucleotides long. Its product is annotated as zinc finger, C3HC4 type (RING finger) domain-containing protein. The record is from RefSeq and is a predicted model, not a curated record. Bases 187 to 2604 code for a protein of 805 amino acids. The transcript has 3 exons. NCBI's taxonomy places the organism in Eukaryota, Apicomplexa, Conoidasida, Eucoccidiorida, Sarcocystidae.